Beauveria bassiana ARSEF 2860 is the source of this 1644-nucleotide messenger RNA. Its product is annotated as GABA-specific permease. Lineage: Eukaryota; Fungi; Ascomycota; Sordariomycetes; Hypocreales; Cordycipitaceae. Gene Ontology annotation, molecular function: transmembrane transporter activity. Gene Ontology annotation, biological process: transmembrane transport. Gene Ontology annotation, cellular component: membrane. The record is from RefSeq and is a predicted model, not a curated record. The transcript is spliced from 6 exons. Bases 1 to 1644 code for a protein of 547 amino acids.
AUGGCGGAGAGCCGCAUCAGAAUAGGUUCCGCUGCUGAGCGGCGAACCUUUGAAAUGAUUGACGACGACGACGAGCAGCUGCGCAAAGAUCUUGUCAAGUAUGGCAACGAUGACGAUAAACGCGACAUGGCCCGCAUGGGCAAGAUUCAGGAGAUGAGGAGAAAUUUUAAAUCGCUUACCGUGUUGGGCUUUUGCGCCAUUCUCAUGUGCUCGUGGGAGUCACUCCUCAGCACCGCAUCGCUUGCCCUCACAAACGGAGGCUCGGCUGGCCUCAUCUAUACCUGGCUCAUUGCCUGGGUGGGCUUCAACGCCGUGUAUGCCUCCAUGGCAGAGAUGGCCUCGGUGGCGCCCACCACCGGCGGCCAGUACCACUGGGUAUCGGAGUUUGCGCCGCCGGGCUACCAGGCUUUUCUAAGCUAUGUCGUCGGUUGGCUUGGCGUACUUGGUUGGCAAACGCUCGUCACCUCGAUUGCGUUUCAGGCGGGCACCGAGAUCCAGGGCCUGCUGGCGCUCAACUACGACUCGUACGUGUUUGAGCGCUGGCACGGCACCAUGUUCGUCAUGGCCAUCAUCGUGUUUGCCUUUGUCUUCAACACGCUCCUGGCCUCGCGCCUCAACCUGGUCGAGGGCGCCAUCCUCGUCGUCCACAUCUUUGGCUUCUUCUGCAUGCUGGUGCCGCUGUGGGUGCUCGCGCCCCGGACGCCCAGCAGCAUCGUCUGGACGCAGUUCCACGAUGGCGGCUGGAACAGCACCGGCCUGUCCACCAUGAUUGGUCUCAUUACCAGCGUCCUGCCGCUGCUUGGGGCCGACGCAUCCGUGCACAUGGCGGAAGAGGUGCAGGAUGCGGCGCGCACCCUGCCGCAGAGCAUGAUGUGGUCCAUCAACCUAAAUGGUUUAAUGGGGUGGCUCACGGCAAUCACGUUUUGCUACUGCAUUGGCGAUCUGGACAAAGUUUUGGAAACAAAGACGGGGUACCCUUUUAUUCAGGUCAUCUUCAACGUGACCAAGUCGUACCCCGCCACCAACUUUCUCACAUCCAUUGUCCUUCUGAUGGCCACGUUUUCCUGCGUCACCAUCAUGGCAUCUGCCUCUCGGCAAAUGUUUGCAUUUGGCCGUGACAAGGGCCUUCCGGGCUCGGAAUGGCUAUCCCGGGUUCACCCCACGCUUGGCGUCCCUGUCAACGCCGUGGUGAUGUCGACGGUGAUUUCCAUACUGCUGUCGUUGAUCAACGUGGGCAGCACCGUCGCGUUCAACAGCCUCGUGUCCCUCGGGUCCGGCACCCUCAUGGUUUCGUACAUUGUCUGCAUCGGCUGCUUCAUGUGGCGGCGCUGCGCCGGCGAGGCCAUCCCGCCGGCCAAGUUUUCGCUCGGCGCAUGGGCCCUGCCCGUCAACAUUGCCGCCAUGUGCUACCUUUCGCUCGUCUUCAUCAUUGCCUUUUUCCCCGCGGUACCGCUGCCCUUGCUAAACGCCGAGUCGAUGAACUGGUCGUCGCUCAUCUUCACCAUUGUCGUGAUAUGGGCCAUGGCCUACUACUUUAUCUGGAGCCGGCACGUGUAUGAGGGCCCUGUCAAGUUUGUGAAAAAGCCCGACGAGGACAACGGGCCCAACUUGAGCCGCGCCAUCGAUCAGUCGAGGACUCUGUAA